GUAAAAAAAUAUUCUGUUUGAUGAGAUUGUCGCAGUAUUCAACAGAUACAGAAUUAUAGCAUAUUGUUUCAGGGACCACGAUGGAAAUACUGUAAAGUCGGCCGAUUGCCUACUUUAUUGUUUUUUAUCCCAGAAUAUUUGCAUUGUAUUGUUGUUGUGGCUGUCUGAAUUCUGAAUAAAUAAAAAAAAACAAUAAAGAAAAACAAUAUUGUUGUUUUUUGUUUUUUUUUUUACAGCUUAUUGAAUUGUUAGACUGGUACACUAUGGAAUACAAAGAUGCAAUGAUGGCCAAUCCUCCUAUGUGGUUCAAAUCUUUUGUGUUUUCAGAAAUAUUUCUGCAGCUACCAUUUUUCUUUUUGGGUACCUAUGCAUUUUACAAAGGUGGGUGUGGCUGGAUCCGCAUUCCUGCAUUAGUCUACGCCUCGCACGUUGCCACAACACUUAUUGCAAUAUUGGGGCAUAUUCUAUUCCAUGAUUUCAGCGAUUCCAAGUAUCCUGGUCCAGAAACGUCGGAUGAACGUCUAAUGCUAGCCUCAUUUUAUCUGCCUUACUUUGUUGUACCUGUACUCAUCAUUUUAACAAUGCUCUUCCAUCCAGACUAUACAACUAACAAAAAACAGAAAGCACACUGAAGA
Messenger RNA from Anneissia japonica, 635 nucleotides. Its product is annotated as sigma intracellular receptor 2-like. The transcript is spliced from 2 exons. Gene Ontology annotation, cellular component: endoplasmic reticulum. Bases 264 to 632 code for a protein of 122 amino acids. Lineage: Eukaryota; Metazoa; Echinodermata; Crinoidea; Comatulida; Comatulidae. The record is from RefSeq and is a predicted model, not a curated record.